This is a messenger RNA of Acanthaster planci (crown-of-thorns starfish), 3746 nucleotides long. Its product is annotated as atypical kinase COQ8B, mitochondrial-like. Gene Ontology annotation, biological process: ubiquinone biosynthetic process. NCBI's taxonomy places the organism in Eukaryota, Metazoa, Echinodermata, Asteroidea, Valvatida, Acanthasteridae. The record is from RefSeq and is a predicted model, not a curated record.
CACAAUCGUGGCGAUCAGUGCACAUUCACCUUAUAUGCGAACGUAUUGUUUUGCAGGCAGACAAACGUGACACCGACAUCGGCGGCAGUGAGCGUAGUCACUCCAGUCGAGGAGUCCUGUUUUGCUGAAAACUCCAAGUAUGGCCCAGACAAGGUUAUCAGACUGCUUGAAAGCUCUGCGGGGCAUGGGACUGAUAACCAGGGCAUUCAUUGAUGUGCAGAGCAGAGAAUGCAAUCAGGUCUGGAGCAACUGUAGCCUCCGUUCAGCCACUCAGGCAGUGCAAACCAAGGCCGAGGAGGCUGUCAGCAGUGCUAUGGUGUUUGCCUCUAGGUUUGGCUCGACACAGAGGAAUAUUGAAGAAUUUUCAGAAUCGGUGGCAGAUGAGGAUCCCACAGCCUGGGCGUACUCUACUGGUUCCUCAACCCUCGACCAUGACCUCGCUCGCACAGGCAGUGAAGUGCCACCAACAGAACCUGCGUCCAACCUGAAUGAAUCGAACAAGGCAGAGGCCACCGCUGCUCCCACUUCAACAACCCACAGUGCAACAGAAAUGCCUUAUCCAAACGGCACCUCUCCACCAAAGCAAAGCCGAGGUCUCCACACCUUGGCGUCUCCCUUCAUUGUCAGACAUCGGAGGUCACUGCACUACGAGUCGUCCACCGGAAUGACCGAAGAGCAGUUGCAGAAGUUGCGAAUGCAAGCCAAGUCAUCCAAAUCAUCCAAGCCACGAGGUCCUCUCAUCAAACCCAAACUAAGUGACCAAGCUAAAGAGAGGACUGUCCCAGCAUCUCGGCUCGGCAGAGUCUGGAACUUUGGAGGUCUAGCAGCUGGUCUUGGCAUAGGUGCAGUGGCCGAGAAGGCCAAGAGAAGUCUAGGACUCAGAGAAGAUGGCAAGCUUGGAGGUAGUUUGCUGUUGACAGAGGCCAACGCGGAGCGAAUCGUCGACACUUUGUGCCGUGUGAGAGGAGCGGCCUUGAAACUUGGUCAGAUGCUGAGCAUUCAAGAUAAUGCCCUGAUCAGCCCUGAGCUACAGCGAGUGUUUGACAGAGUCAGGCAGAGUGCUGACUUCAUGCCAGCCUGGCAAAUGGAGAGGGUAUUGAAACAGGAGCUAGGUGAGAACUGGAGAAGCAAAGUGGCUUCAUUUGAGGAUCGACCCUUCGCUGCAGCAUCUAUCGGUCAGGUGCAUGCUGCUACUAUGCAUGAUGGCAGGGAAGUCGCGAUGAAAAUCCAAUAUCCUGGAGUUGCACAGGGAAUUGACAGCGACAUCAAUAAUCUGAUGGCGAUCCUCAAAGUGUGGAAUGUCCUCCCUGAAGGCCUCUACGUUGAGAAUGCUGUGGACGUGGCAAGAAAAGAGUUAGCUUGGGAAGUAGAUUACACUCGAGAAGCAGAAUGGUACCGCAGUUUCAAGCACAUCCUGAGAGAUGACCCCAUUUUCAUAGUACCAGAGGUUAUGUCCGAGCUGUCCACUAAGCAGAUCCUGACCACUGAACUGAUGGAAGGCAUGUCACUGGACAAGGCCGAAGGGUUGGACCAAGACACCAGGAAUCAUAUCUGUAUGAACAUCCUGAGAUUAUGCUUGAAGGAACUAUUUGAAUGGCAUUGUAUGCAGACAGAUCCUAACUGGUCCAACUUCUUAUAUAACCAGCGCACAAAGAAGGUUGCUCUGAUAGACUUUGGGGCUUCCAGGAAUUUCUCCAAGUCAUUUGUGGAUGAUUACAUCAAGGUGAUCAAGGGAGCUUCAUCAGGUAGCAGGGAAGAUGUCUUGGAGUACUCCAAGAGGCUAGGCUUCCUGACGGGUUAUGAGUCCAAGGUUAUGGAGAAAGCUCACGUGGACGCAGUAAUGAUUCUAGGGGAGCCCUUCAUGAGCGAAGAACCCUUCGACUUCGCGACACAAGACACUACCAGACGCAUCCAGUCCAUCCUUCCGGUCAUGCUCAACCAUAGACUGGCCCCGCCCCCGGAGGAGAGCUACUCACUGCACCGGAAGAUGUCCGGUGCCUUCCUGCUCUGCACCAAGCUUGGCGCCAAGAUACGCUGCAAGGAGCUGUUUGAUGUUGUGUACUCCCGAUACCAAUUUGAUUGAUGUGGAUAACUGGUGCGUGAACAUUUUUAUCGGUGGGAUCCGGGACUCACUGAGGGCGCUGUUUGGUUUGUACAUGAGAGCCAACUGAUAACACUUCAUGCAGAUCCAGGUGACUCUUGGACUGUGGUUUUCCUUCCAGUCAAAAUGCAAGAUACCGGCAAGAACUUGGAAGCCUGUUGAUGUGACGUUCUCUUGUAAAUAUGCAGAGAAGUUGAUGGAGACUAGGAAGCGGCCGUAGAAUUUCGAUCAAACCUGAGAAUCACCACAUCUCACUCAAUGUGUUCAACCGCUGAUCACAUUCUAUUCCAGGUCAAAGUAUGCUAGUGGUGGAAAAAUGAAUGGUUGGCCUCAUGAGUUGCCUUAGAGAGUGAAACUGGGAGUGCGUCUUGAUGGUCAUAAUCAGGAAUUAGUCCAGUUAUUUCUUUGUGGUGAAAUCACUCUUGGACUUUGGUACUAUAGCAUCACAUCAAUGGUAGUUCUUGCCCAGGUAAAAUUGCCAAAGAAACAGAUGCACCAACUCUUGGUGAAGACCCAUGAUUCUCAACUGGCUACUCAAUUAGUUGUUACUUUCAAUUCCUUGUCAAAAUGGGGACACCAAUGAAAAAGAAUCUUAGGCUUAAUAUGUUGCGGGGGGGGGCUUGCUUUAGUAUGUACCCCUUUAUUAAAAUGAAAUCUCCAGUACGUUUCCCUUCUUUGUCAGAUCUGCAGUACUCCAUUGUUUCAGCCUGCAUGCUUAUUGACAUGUGAAAUUUAUUUAGAGGUUGGAACAAUUACAGAAAUUUACUGUUGAGAAAACGCUGCUACCAUGACGGGUCUCUUUUUGAGUUCUUUUAAUGCAGCUCUCACCAACAUAGUCCAACUUCCAUUGAGCAAAGUCUGUUCAUUUUCUCAGGCAAUGUUUUUUUCACCUUAUCUUGUCAUUAUGUGACUGACAACACAUGUACAAUUUAUACCGUGAUCCUCAACAAAUGAAGUCAUUUCCAGCCAUUUCCUCAACAUUGUUUCAAUCUGAUAGCUGCAUUGUGAAUGUCCCCUUCUUAAAGUGGGCAUUUUCAAUUACAUGUGGCGCACAUAGUAAGUUUGAAAAAUUCCAAGUUCCUGUUAAAACAGCAUUUGUAUCUCAAUAUAAUGUGCUUACCGGUACUGUUAGCAACAUCCGUUUGUGUGCUUACAUCAGAAUCGGUUAUGUUCUUUGGUAUGCAAAAUACAUGAUAGUACUUCCCAUCACAAGAAAUUCAACAUAGUUUGGGGUUCAACAUGUGUACAUCUGUUUUAAUGUAUGUAGGUGCAAUGAAGUGCAAUCCUGUUAUCGAUAGAUACAACGUGAAGAAAAUAAUUCAAAAAAUGGGGCAGGCCCUUAGAUUUAGUGUGAAGAGACUUUGUUACAACCUGCAAAAGCACAGGUAUUUUCGAAGCCCAAACCUUGGUGAUGUUAUGUUCAUUGCUCAUGAUCUUAUGCAUUGUUACAAUGUAGUGUCAAUAAACAUUCUGAACACACAGAAAGUUCCCUUUUACAUAUAGUUUGUACAUUUUAAUAGACUUUAACUGUGUUUUUUCAACCAAAUGCACGUGCACAUGUACAUCGAUACGUGUAUACAUGUUCCAAGUAGAGUAAUUCACGUUUGAAACUGUUGAAAAUAAAAAUAAGUCUUUUCAAAACAAA